UGUAACUCGAAUUAGCCUCUCACCGUUGCGACACCCCUUGCGAGCUUCUCCAGAUCCCCACGACGACCAAAAACCCUCCGUUGCGGCCUCUGAUUUUUAUCCUCGGAUCGAAUCGAAUCGGAAAAAUCAGUCACCAUGGUGGUUGGACGUUUGACACACUAUGCUUUUGACGCCGUUCUUCUCUCGGCUUUUCUCGCUGGCGUGAAGCGAUCGACCGGCUUGACUUUCAAGAGCGACAAAGUUGCUGGCGAGAACAAGGAAGUCUCCAAAUGGAUCGACAAGUACCUCGGCGUCGGCGAGUGGGUGAUGGACCAGUCCGUUGCCAUCGCCGGCUCCAGCGGCUUCUUUGAGCGCAAGCGAUGAUUUCUCGCAACUCGAUCAGACCACCUCCUUUUGAGUUGCCGAAUUCAGAUACCGGGUUGGUGCCAUCGCGGCGAGGGUAGUGACCGAGCGAUUUCGCUCCAACCUGUCUGGUUUCAUGGAACUCUGAGGUUGCAAUUUUCUUUUUAUUUUCCCCUUGCCGAGAGAGUGCAAGUGCGUUGGAAUUAUGAUAGCUGUGCCUAAGAAGAGGCCGAGGGAAAUCCCCAACAAGUUCAAGUUCGUUUUGAGCUAUUAUGACGGAUGAGCAGUGCCAAAGUCAUGUUUUUAUCUGGGCGUUUGAAGGAACAACUGGGUGCUUGUUUGAUGGAAUUGCUGAAUAUGAUGAAAUGACUCAACUACGCAAAAAAUAAGAAAAGAAAAAGAGAAAAAAGAAAUGCCGACGACGUGACUCUUGCUC
This is a messenger RNA of Trichoderma harzianum CBS 226.95, 778 nucleotides long. RefSeq lists its product as hypothetical. NCBI's taxonomy places the organism in Eukaryota, Fungi, Ascomycota, Sordariomycetes, Hypocreales, Hypocreaceae. Gene Ontology annotation, cellular component: cytoplasm. The transcript has 4 exons. Bases 136 to 363 code for a protein of 75 amino acids. The record is from RefSeq and is a predicted model, not a curated record.